Molecule: messenger RNA, 1898 nt
Organism: Episyrphus balteatus (marmalade hoverfly)
Lineage: Eukaryota; Metazoa; Arthropoda; Insecta; Diptera; Syrphidae
Product: beta-catenin-like protein 1
Exons: 4
Coding region: 130-1845 (571 amino acids)
Cellular component (GO): spliceosomal complex
Source: RefSeq, a predicted model, not a curated record
GCAAAAAAGGCAGAAAGCAAACAGACCUACUAUUUUGAAAGAUAUUUUGACAUUCAUAAAUAAAUUGAGUUCUUGAAGAUUAAAAAUCUGUGUUUUUCAUAUCAUUUUUUUUUAUAAAAUCAAGUAGCUAUGGAUAUAGGUGAAUUGUUAUCAUUCAAGCCAGAACAAACCCCUAAACGUUCACACGACGACGACAAUGAUUUCUCUGAAUUAUCCACUAACAGAAAAGAUGAAAAAUCCAAAAGAAUGCGUCGCAUUGCCCAAGCCAAAGAAGCCGCUGACUUUGUCAAACCUGAACCCAUCCCUCUAAAUGCUGAACUCCAACUAACUGAAGAAGAAAAGAUGAAUAUAGUCAAAUUUGUGGAGAAUGAAGAGGUUGAUGGCGAUGUCUUGGACGAAAUCGGUUUAAAGAAACUUAUUCUUCUAUUUGAGAAAAAAAAUCUCAAAAACCAAGAAAUGCGUAUUAAAUUUCCAGAUAAUCCUGAAAAGUUCAUGGAAAGCGAAUUAGAUCUUCACACUCUUGUGCAAGAUUUGAAAGCUGUUGCAACUGUUCCCGAUUUAUAUCCGGUUCUUGUCGAGCUGCACGGAGUUCCAAGUAUUUUAGAACUUUUAGCUCAUCCAAACACAGAUAUAGCAGUAGCUGUGGUGGAUCUGUUACAAGAACUAACAGAUGUUGAUAUUUUGGGGGAAAGUGAUGAGGGUGCUGAAGUUCUUUUGGAAGCGCUUCGAAAGCAACAAGUAUGCGCUUUGCUAGUUCAAAAUCUAGAAAGACUAAAUGAGACAGUAAAAGAAGAGUCCGAUGGCGUCCAUAAUACUCUAUCUAUUAUUGAGAAUCUCACCGAAAUGAACGCCAGCUUCACUAGAGAAGCAGCCGAACAGGGUCUUAUGGCGUGGAUUCUCAAGCGCCUAAAGCAAAAGACUCCCUUCGACCAGAACAAAUUGUACUGCAGUGAAAUAUUAUCCAUACUAAUUCAAACAGACAAUGGCAAUCGCCUGCAAUUGGGUGAUUGUGAAGGUAUUGAUGUUCUCCUGCAACAAUUGGCUAUAUACAAACGUCAUGAUCCAGCUUCAACAGAAGAACAAGAGUUCAUGGAGAACCUCUUUAAUUGCUUGUGUUCGGCAUUGAUGGCGAAGGAGAACCGCGAGAGAUUUCUAAAGGGUGAAGGUCUACAAUUGAUGAAUUUGAUGUUGCGUGAAAAGAAAAUGUCUCGCAAUGGGUCUUUGAAGGUUCUUGAUCAUGCAAUGUCGGGGCCAGAUGGAAAAGAAAAUUGCAACAAAUUCGUAGACAUUCUUGGGCUAAGAACGAUAUUCCCGCUUUUUAUGAAAACACCUAAAAGAAAUAAAAAACGAUUGUUGAGUGCAGAUGAACAUGAGGAGCAUGUUGUAUCGGUAAUUGCGAGUAUGCUAAGGAACUGCAAGGGUGCCCAAAGGCAACGAAUGCUGUCAAAGUUUACAGAAAAUGAUCAUGAAAAAGUUGAUAGGUUACUGGAAAUGCAUUUGAAGUAUUUAGAGAAGGUAGAGGCGAUUGAUAGAGAUAUUGAUCAACAACCUAAGAAUCCUGAUUUUGAUGAAGAGGAAGAAGCAGAAAAUAACUACAUUAAGCGAUUGACUGGUGGGUUGUUCACGCUCCAACUAAUUGACUAUAUUAUUCUUGAAGUGAGCACAACGUCUGAUACAGUUAAACAGAGAGUUUGCCAAAUUUUAAAUUUGCGAGGAGCAUCAAUGAAGACAAUCAGGAAUAUAAUGAGAGAAUAUGCCGGAAACCUUGGUGACGACGGGGACCAAGACAAUGAAUGGAAAGAUCAAGAGCAAACUCAUAUUCUGUCAUUGGUAGACAGAUUCUAAAAUAGUAUUGUGUACAAAUGAAAAUAUAAAAUUAAAGAAUUACAAUAACAAAA